GCAUCAAUAAUGAAGCGUGAGGCUGAUAAUAAAAAAAUUUGGAGUGAAGAAAGUGGAAAGUUGUUGAAGAAUUAGGAGCGGCCACGUCAUACAUUUAACAUCUAAUCUUAUGACAAAAUGGAUAAUUAUGUUUAAUUAUGUUUGCACUUUCCUCUCCUUCGCGCUCCCCCAAAAUUUCCCCCAAAUUUCCCUCUCUCAAAUCUCACUAAUUUCUCUCACACUUCUCACUCCUAGCUCAUAUGAUUUUUUCUGUCAAUUUUCGACUGCCAUAACUGUUUUUGCAGGAAAGAGAUUGGAAAGCUGCUGCUGCUGCCGUUAAUUGAACUUGCAUGACGAGCGCUUCGGAGCUAUUCUACCAGCGGAGGUCGCGAAUUGGGCGUCAUUCGGAUUCGUUUGGCGUCGGGUCGGAUUUGGGCUCUCCUCCGCCGCCUCUGUGGAUCAAUCGCCGCCACCGUCACAACAACAGUGCCGGAGGUAAUCACAGUCGCCGAGAUCGACUCGACCCCGACGGCUGCAAUCCGUUGCGGCGCUCUCUUCAUCACUCGCGCCAGACCUCGCUCCAUCGCUCUUCUCACCAGCCUCAGGAACGUGAAUCGGUUCGACCUGAAGAAGGCAGCCACCAGUUUCCUCCAGGCAAUGUUAUCCAUCCUGAACCUCAAGUUAAUGAACGAGAUAGGCUGAGAUUAAGUGGGAAUGACAGGCUUCCGGGAGCUGUGCUGCUUGCUAGAGAAAGACUUCUGCAAAGGCUGAGAGGUGUUACUCUUUCCGGCAGCAGGCGGAGUAACAGGAACUCAUCUGAUAGCCAACGUAGUGACUUUGCAAUUGGGGAUGAUUUCAGACUUGUGGAUGCUGGGGAUUGGGAAACAGAAAUAUCUAGGGAGUGGCUUGCAGCAACAGCUCCCUUCACUGGUUCAGUUGUCCAACAUCUGAACAAGAGGCCUCCAGGACUUACUCAAGAGGCACUGAGCUGCUUGCCGGUCGAGGUAUUCUGUGUCACAGAGGAAAGUGACGAAGAGCAUGUGUCAAGGGCAUCAAGGGAGUGUAGCAUAUGCCUGGAGAGUUUCUUGGUGGGAGAUCAGCUGAUUUGUCUACCAUGUGGGCACAGGUAUCAUUUUUGUUGCUUGGAUCCCUGGGUUCGGUCUUGUGCAGACUGCCCAUAUUGCCGGAGGAGUAUUGAUGUGACUUCUGAGAGAGUUAAAAAGGAUCCAGAAUGUUGAUAAGGUCUUUUGUAAUGCUGUGUUGUAGUUUUUUACGUCUGUGUUGUUAUCAUUCCGCUUUAGCGAGUAUUAAGAAAUCUUGCUUGUGUUUUAUUGUUUCUACUCUGACGUCUAAUGUAACUUGAACAAAGUUGUAAAUUGGCUUUGAGUGUACAAUAAAAGACGGGAGAACUUGACUACA
Salvia miltiorrhiza (redroot sage) is the source of this 1398-nucleotide messenger RNA. Its product is annotated as probable E3 ubiquitin-protein ligase RHY1A. NCBI's taxonomy places the organism in Eukaryota, Viridiplantae, Streptophyta, Magnoliopsida, Lamiales, Lamiaceae. The record is from RefSeq and is a predicted model, not a curated record. The transcript has 3 exons. The coding region runs from base 330 to 1217 and encodes 295 amino acids.